GCCCUUUCGGCGCUGUGUUGUCGAAGGCUGCAGACCCGUCAUAUAUGAGACGGUUUAUUAAUACAGGAAGACUGGGACAUGGACUGACCGCUCGAAGGAGAGCACAGCUGUUGAAUCGAGAGGAAAACACGGACUGUAACAGGAGAGUCAAUAAUAAUGACCAAAGAAGAUGAAAUUCCAGACUGGGCCGGAGCACAAGACUUUUAUCAGAAAUAUGAUCCAAAAGAGAUCCUUGGAAGGGGUGUAAGCAGUGUGGUUCGACGCUGCAUCCAUAAGCGCACCACUCAGGAAUAUGCCGUAAAAGUCAUAGACAUUACGCCAUCAGAUAAAAUGAACCCUGAGGAAAUCGAGGAGAUCAGGAACGCCACAAUUAAGGAGAUCGACAUCCUGAAGAAAGUCUGUGGCCAAGAAAACAUCAUUCAGCUGAAGGAUUGCUUCGAAACUAAAGCUUUCUUCUUCUUGGUGUUUGACUUGAUGAAGAAAGGAGAGCUUUUUGAUUACCUGACUGAGAAGGUUACGCUCAGUGAAAAAGAGACAAGGAAGAUCAUGCGCUCCCUGUUGGAAGUGGUUCAGUUCCUUCACUCCCAGAAUAUUGUACACAGGGAUCUGAAGCCGGAGAACAUCCUUCUGGAUGACGAUAUGAACAUCAAACUCACCGAUUUCGGCUUUGCUGUGCAGAUUGCACCAGGACAAAAACUCAAUGAGGUGUGUGGAACGCCAGGAUAUUUGGCUCCAGAGAUUAUCGAAUGCUCAAUGGAUCCUCAUCACCAGGGCUACGGAGCUGCUGUUGACCUCUGGAGUGCAGGGGUGAUCAUGUUCACCCUUCUUGCAGGUUCUCCUCCAUUCUGGCACAGGAAGCAGAUGCUGAUGCUGCGAAUGAUCCUGGCAGGAAACUACCAGUUCACCUCUCCGGAGUGGGAUGACCGGUCAGACACCGUCAAAGACCUGAUCUCCAGGAUGUUGGUGGUAAAUCCAGAGAAACGUUUCACUGCCACGGACGCCUUAAACCACCCUUUCUUCCAGCAGUAUGUGGUCGCAGAGGUGCGACAUUUCAGCCCAUACAGGAAGUUCAAGGUCAUCUGCAUGACAGUUCUGGCAACAAUGCGCAUUUACUGCAAUUAUCGAAGAGCCAAACCAGUUACUAAAGAAGUGAUCAAGAGCGACCCCUAUGCAGUAAAGCCUAUUCGCAAACUCAUAGACGCCUGUGCAUUCAAGAUUUAUGGCCACUGGGUGAAGAAAGGCCAGACGCAGAACAGAGCAGCUCUGUUUGAGAACAGUCCGAAAGCUAUCCUGCUUUCUCUCGCUGCCGAAUCAGUGGAUUCCUCUCUCAGAAUGAUGUAAGACGUGUUGAAAAGACAGCGGUGCUUUAUACUGUAUAACAUGGUGAGAGGUUUCGAGAACUUUUACGUGAGAGAACAGUGCCCAGGCAUGAAUGAUGAAAAAUAAUGUUUUUAUCCAUUUCCCAGUGAAACUGGACACUUGCUGUUGGUGCAUUUUAACAUUUUAUAAUUUAGAGUUGUUAAAAUAAGAGUGUGGUCACCUAGCAUCUUUAAGAUGAGGAAAAACAAUGCAUUCAUUUAAAUUUUAAUGUGCUGCAGUUAAAUUAAACUUUUACAUGACCUCAAUAUUUCUAGUAAUUUAAUAUUUAUUUUAGAUUUUUCUCCAAAUAUUCAUUGCUUUGUACUAAUGUUUUGCACCAGGAUCUUAUAUUUUUUGUUGGAUUACUUCCAGUUUUGGCUUCAGUACUGACUAAAUUAUUCAAUAAACCAUAUUUUCCACAAAUGUCAAAUUGUACAUCAUGCCAUCAAUUUAAAAGCGAGGAAUGUACUCAUUUUACUCUAGGCACUUUAAAUAAUUAAUUUCAUUCAUCCAUUUUCUCACAGAGAUUUAAGCAAUUGGCUUAAAUGUUGUUAUUGAAAGCUUUUGUGAAACUGAAAGCUUUGUCUAUUAAACCUAUAUGUCUGAAGGUC
Messenger RNA from Danio aesculapii, 1970 nucleotides. RefSeq names its product phosphorylase kinase, gamma 1a (muscle) (gene phkg1a). Gene Ontology annotation, cellular component: phosphorylase kinase complex. The record is from RefSeq and is a predicted model, not a curated record. Gene Ontology annotation, molecular function: phosphorylase kinase activity; ATP binding; calmodulin binding. Bases 157 to 1341 code for a protein of 394 amino acids. The transcript has 10 exons. Gene Ontology annotation, biological process: glycogen biosynthetic process; protein phosphorylation. Lineage: Eukaryota; Metazoa; Chordata; Actinopteri; Cypriniformes; Danionidae.